Messenger RNA from Magnolia sinica, 807 nucleotides. RefSeq lists its product as uncharacterized. The record is from RefSeq and is a predicted model, not a curated record. The transcript has a single exon. NCBI's taxonomy places the organism in Eukaryota, Viridiplantae, Streptophyta, Magnoliopsida, Magnoliales, Magnoliaceae. Gene Ontology annotation, molecular function: nucleic acid binding; RNA-DNA hybrid ribonuclease activity. Bases 1 to 807 code for a protein of 268 amino acids.
AUGGAUCCAUUAAAAUACCUAUUCGAAAAGCCAGCACUAACAGACAGAAUCGCGAAAUGGCAACUGCUACUCUCUGAAUUCGACAUCACCUAUGUUACUCAGAAAGCAAUCAAAGGGCAAGCACUGACCGACCACCUAGCAGUACACUCCCUGCCUGAUUAUCAACCAUUGAAGACCUUCUUCCCUGACGAAGACAUCCUCCUGAUCGAGGGAAAAGAAGAAAGGAAGGCAGGAGAAUGGACUCUCUUCUUCGAUGGAGCCGCCAAUUCAAAAGGAAGCAGAGUGGGAGCAAUUCUCUAUUCCCCUGAUGACGUCUCGAUUCCCAUCUCUAGGCGCUUAGCAUUUAAUUACAUAAACAAUGCGGCCGAAUAUGAAGCAUGUAUCACCGGUCUAAAAGAAGCCAUCAUCCUUAAUGUGAAAAGAUUGCGGGUCUUCAGAGAUUCGCAACUCAUCAUCAACCAGACAAACAGUAAAUGGAGGACUAAGGAUGAAAAGCUGAUCCCUUAUCACGUCUAUCUGGAGAAUCUAAGCGAGGAGUUUGAUGAAGUUACAUUCUCAUACAUGCCCCGAGCCAAAAAUCAAUUCGCAGAUGCACUCACUACCCUUGCUUCAAUGCUAGAGAUUCCUAAAGGAAUUUUUGAGUGGGGGCUUACCGUAGAGCUUCAAGAGGAGCCUGCCUUCUGUCUGCAGAUUGAUGAAGUAGAAGCCUCCCCUAGCAGCCAUCCUUGGUACACGGACAUUAAAGAAUAUCUCAAGCACCAUAAAUAUCUUAAAGAAGCUACAUCAAUCGAUCGUCGUACUAUCUAA